UGCGUCUCAUUAAUAUUAAUGAGCCAUUCGCAACCGGCUGUGAUUGGCUUACACACCAGUUUCCAGGACAACUCAUAACACCGAUGGUUUCAUUGACGAACAUUAUAGACUGUUUCGAAGUUAGACGUAGGCUUUCGUCACCGUGUUUUAUUAUUGAAAAUACUAAAAAUAUCAAGAAUUUAAUGAGAGGCUUUACAUAUAUUGUUCAAUAGGACUAGAUGUACUCAUUUAGAUUGACUCAUUUAAAAUUCGAAAAGCUUAGAUAACAAGCAGUUCCAUGGAUGAACUGCCAGAGCAAAGUGAAAGUGACCUAAGCCUUGGAGUUGAAAACACAGACUUAAAUAAUGACGAGCCAGUCCAGGAAAUACAAGCUAAUGAGACAUCAGAAAAGGACCAGUCUCCAUCUCCUAAUGCUAGUGCUGAAAAUGCAGAAGGUGAAGCCCUGGAUCAGAAAACAGGAGAGGCUGAUGAAGCCACGUCAACGGAGGCCCUGGCUGAGACAGGUGUGGCAGGAGGAGACACACCUGAGCCCGGAGAAGACGCCGAAGACGAGGCGCCCGCGGUGGCCGACCAGGCCACCAGCGUGGCGUUCGACGAGGGCGACGGCCCAGAGGCGACAGACCUCAACGGGGAACCCCUCUCCCGUGACGGGAGCGUCAUCCUUGAGGUGGAGCAAGACGACCACAGCGACCACAGCCCUGUCCGACUGGAACUAGGGACGCCGAAGAGCGGGAGCUGCAGCCCGGAGCCGCAAAGUGAGAAGAUAGAAGAGCGGCCCCCUCCGGCGGAGGAAGCAGGCCCGAGGAUCGACUACAAGGAGCAAGUGAACCUUCUCCACGAGCUCCAGAUGGAGAAUGAGAAGCUGAGCCAGCUGGACAGCCAGCUGCAGAUGAAGCUGGUGGAGUACAUCCGGAAGAAGACCGGGGACGAUACGCAGAAGGAGAAGGCUGCGUUGGACCAGGAGCAGCGUUACCAGAAAUACAUGGCCAUGAUGGCAGACCUCAAGUUGCAGCACCAGCGUGACUCUGAGGCGGGGCGGUUGCAGGCGGAGGACUUGAGGCUGCAGGUCCAAGAAAAACUGAGCCAGGUGGAGAGUGAGUGGCAAAGCGUCAUGGCGAUGAAGCGCGACGUCGCCGUGGCGGCCCUGAGCCGGCGUCUGGGGAAGCAGGCGGCGCAGGCGGAGGUGGAGCAGAUCCAGGCUGCCGAGCAGCGGCGGGAGAACGAGCUGGUGCGCGUGCGCCUGGAGAACAUCAAGCUGAAGAACAAGACCAGGAAGUACGAGGGGACGCUGCGCGCCAAGGAGGAGCUGGCCGAAGGGCUCCACCUCAUCGACUUUGAGCAGCUGAAGAUCGAGAACCAGACGUACAACGAGAAGAUCGAGGAGCGCAACGAGGAGCUGCUGAAGCUGCGCAAGAAGAUCACCAACACGGUGCAGGUUCUGACCCAUGUGAAGGAGAAGCUCCAGUUCGUCCAGACAGAGAACCUGGCCAAGCGGGCCCAGCAGGCUGAUGUGGAGGCAGUGUUGGCCUGCAGGCGGGACGUGCUCACCAGGACCAAGCAGGCCCGUGACGGUCUCCGCACGGACAACCUGCGGCUGCGGCAGCGCAGCGGCCUGCUGGGGAACGAGACCCUGCUGAGGGACUUUGAGGAGAAGGUGGACGCCUCCGACGGCCUGGAGGAGAGGCUGGAGAGGCUGAAGCGCCGCCACGCCGAGCUCAUCCUGAAGUGUGCCGGCGUCAAGAAGAAGCUGGAGCAGACCAAGCCCCAGUCACAGUGA
This is a messenger RNA of Hypomesus transpacificus, 1777 nucleotides long. It is a transcript of the gene cfap184, whose product is annotated as coiled-coil domain containing 96. The coding region runs from base 278 to 1777 and encodes 499 amino acids. NCBI's taxonomy places the organism in Eukaryota, Metazoa, Chordata, Actinopteri, Osmeriformes, Osmeridae. Gene Ontology annotation, cellular component: ciliary basal body; axoneme. The transcript is spliced from 3 exons. The record is from RefSeq and is a predicted model, not a curated record. Gene Ontology annotation, biological process: cilium assembly.